This is a messenger RNA of Haemonchus placei, 3513 nucleotides long. The record is from the annotation of a GenBank genome assembly. NCBI's taxonomy places the organism in Eukaryota, Metazoa, Nematoda, Chromadorea, Rhabditida, Trichostrongylidae.
CUUUCACGCAGCUGCGACCUCAAAGGUUUCCUCUAUGGUUGGCUUGGGAAGAAUAAAAUCGGUGCACCACAAUAUUCAAUCAGCACUAUAACACGUGGAGGCACUCAGAGGUUCAAAUGCGAGUUACGCGUGCCAGGCCAUAGCUAUGUUGGUCUGGGUAACUCACUCAAUAAGAAGGAUGCUGGUACGAAUGCUGCCAUGGACUUCUGCAAUUACCUUGUUCGUCAAGGCUUGCUCAAAGCGUCGGAAGUACCGGCUCUAGAGGUAAACUCUUGUGAAUCUGCCAAUGGUACUAAAUGGGAUGGUGCUUCACAGUCAGCUCACGAUAAGUAUGUCACGCAAAAAGCGGAAGAGAUUGCUCAGUCUGAGUCUAUCGAUCUGAAGGCAGAAAUUCAUGGUGGUUGGACCAUGGAAAAUAGUAAGAAAGCCUUGAACGAAUUCCUGCAAAAAACUCGUCAACCACCUAUCGCAUACAAUACCCAAUUGAAGGAAGCCAAUAAUUGCAGAACUUAUGUUGCUGAGGCGACAAUCUACGUGGCGCAGCUUCGAAAACCGUUGUCCGGUCGCGGUCAAGGAUCCUCGAAAAAGGUUGCGGAGAGCGGAUGUUCUAUGGGGAUAGUUCGACAGUUGUUCCAUCUUGGAAUUUUGGCAGAGUUCAAGGGCGAACGCAAGAAGACCGCGGCAUCAACGCUUCCUGAAAUUCCAAUUACGAUUCCAGCUGAGUUAGCUGAACGAGUGAAAAAUUAUGUAACAAAUUCGGGAGUGGAACCGAUUACCAUCGAUUCAAACGAGAAUGUCACGGCAGAGGCCCCCAAGUCUCUACUUACAAAUUGCAAACUAGAUCAGUUUCCUGAUUCAGAGGUAAUGCCUCCAGGGAACAUUUCCUGGGCACCUCCUAUGCAAAAUUGGAAUCCUUGGCGAGCAAGCAAUAUAGACGAGCCGCCAUUAGCUUUUAUGUCACUUUCCGAGAUUAGUUCAAAACUAAAGCAAAUGGAGGAAUCCAAACAACUGAGGCCAAGUAUGACAGCCUCUAGAGAGAGCUUACCGGUGUUACAAUUUAAAGAGGAUAUUUUGCGUACCGUAGCAGAAAAUAGGGUCACGCUAAUAAAAGGAGAAACUGGAUGUGGAAAAAGCACGCAGGUAGUACAGUACCUACAAGAAUCUUUUAUUCUUCGCAAUCGUGGUGCUGAGUUCAACGCAUUUGUUUCGCAACCUAGAAGAAUAUCUGCUAUUUCGUUGGCAGAGCGAGUGGCUGCGGAGAGAGGCGAGGAACUAGGAGAUUCCGUUGGCUAUGCUGUCAGGUUUGAUGGCGUUUCCCCUCGUCCUUAUGGUGCUGUGCUGUUCUGUACCGUGGGAGUGCUUCUUAGAAAGAUGGAAAGUGGUUUACGUGGUAUAUCUCAUAUAAUUAUCGACGAGAUCCACGAGCGUGAUGUGAAUACUGACUUCAUUCUAAUUGUUUUGCGAGAGAUGCUGCGCGAGUAUGCUGAUCUUCGCGUAGUUCUGAUGUCAGCGACAAUCGAUACUAAAAUGUUCAUCGAUUUCUUCGGUGGUUGUCCCAUUAUUGAGAUGGAGGGAAGAACGUUCCCUGUGAAACACUUUUUCCUCGAAGAUGUCAUAACAAUGUUAAAAUAUAUGCCACCAGCACCGGAAAAGAAGAGAAAAGAGGAUGCAGACGUUGAAGUUGAUGAGAAGGUAAGUAUGUUGAAUGCGUUAUCACGGAUAAAAAUAAAACAUUUACUUUCUGAAGAACUUUUGGCUAACGCUUUUCAGGCCAUUCUGAAUGAUAUCGCUCAACGUGGAGAAUCAGGAUCAGUGUUGAUUUUUUUGCCUGGAUGGAACGAAAUCAUGCUCGUCAUGAAUUUUCUCAAUGCUCAUUCCGAAUUUUCGAAUAAAUCAAAGUAUGUGAUUUUGCCACUCCACUCACAGUUGACUGGCGCAGAGCAGCGGAAGGUUUUCGAUCAUUACGGAGACAGCAUGAGAAAGAUUAUACUGGCGACGAACAUCGCUGAAACAAGCAUAACCAUUGAUGAUGUUGUCUUUGUUAUCGACUCAUGCAAAGCUAAAGAGCGCAUGUACACAUCUAAUAAUAAUAUGGUCCAUUUUGCGACUGUGUGGGCAUCGCGCACCAAUUUGGCGCAACGGCGUGGUCGUGCUGGUCGUGUACGUCCCGGCUUUGCUUUUCACUUGUGCAGCAAAGCACGUUUCGAGGCGUUAGAGGAGCACCGUACUGCUGAAAUUCUGCGUACUCCUUUACAUGAAAUUGCUUUGACCAUCAAGCUGCUUCGUCUUGGAAGUGUUGGCGACUUCCUCGCUAAGGCUAUUGAACCGCCACCAUACGAUAUGGUCGUAGAAAGCGAGGCUGUGCUCCAAAUUAAGUAUAUGGGAGCUUUGGAUCGUCAUUUGGAACUCACGGAUCUUGGACGGAUUCUCGCACGUCUCCCCAUCGAACCACUAUUGGGUAAAACGAUAGUUAUGGGUGUAGCGUUUGGGGUUGGCACACUUAUGUGUGAUAUCGCAGCAUCAUCUUCGUUUUCAUCGCCAUUUGUACCUCGUGAAAGAAAUCACACCAGAUUGAACUCUGCACAACGUUCAUUCGCUGGUGAUCGCUGGUCGGAUCACUAUGCUUUGAUUGCUGUCAAUCACGCCUUCCAGCACGCUUCGGAAAUGGGAGCGCAAGCGGAAACUUCACUUUGUAACCGUGUCUCUCUGAGUCAGACAAUUUUGAAGAUGAGCGCAGGAGCAAAAUAUCAACUAAUAGACGUUCUUACCAAUCAGUGCGGUUUUGCUGGUGAAUUAUUCGUAGAUGGAGCUUAUGCGAACGAAAGUGAUUAUGAUUUGCUGCUGUCGCUGCUCAUUGCUGCUUACUAUCCCAAUAUUUGUUAUUAUAGAGGAAAACGAAAAGUGUUCACUCUUGAGCAGGCCUCAGCGCUCAUAAGUAAAUCUUCCGUUUUGACGCCGUUCCAGGGAGAUAACUUUGAAUUGCCAUCUCCUUUGAUCGUUUUCACGGAAAAGAUUCGUACUCGCGUUAUUUCUUGCAAUCAGUUAUCGGUGAUUUCGGGCGUUCAGUUACUGCUAUUUGGUUGCCGUAAAGUCGAGUGUGUUGGGCAGGACCUCGUACGGCUUGACGAUAUGAUUACCCUCAAAAUGGAUGUAUCAUUAGCUGCGGCUAUAGUGGCUUUACGACCUUGCAUCGAAGCCAUGCUUGUCCGGUCAUGUAUAAAUCCAGAAUCGCUGAUGGCAUCGACUGACGAAGAUCGGGAGUUGUGCUCACUAUUGCGAGAACUAUCUUCUCGCGAGUUCUACGCUGGAGGAGGGCCUUUGAAAGACGAUCUGCUAACGGACGCCGCUCUGGCACGUUUUUUUUNUUUUUUUUCUAGAUUCUGGGAUACAUUUGUUCAAGUGUUAAAACUGCAAUCUCAGGAAAAACUAAUAAUUUUGCUAAAUUCUGUGCUGUUUGAUAAUUUCACUUUGUUUGUGGUCGUGCUGUUUAAUAAGAUGUGGAAAUUAUUUUAG